Nothobranchius furzeri (turquoise killifish) is the source of this 3826-nucleotide messenger RNA. It is a transcript of the gene dnajc5ga, whose product is annotated as DnaJ (Hsp40) homolog, subfamily C, member 5 gamma a. NCBI's taxonomy places the organism in Eukaryota, Metazoa, Chordata, Actinopteri, Cyprinodontiformes, Nothobranchiidae. The record is from RefSeq and is a predicted model, not a curated record.
CGCAGCACGCCAUGCAUCCGUUAUUUCCUGGAAGGAGGAGCGAGUGACCCGGCGAGUCCAGCGGUCUGUCACUGCUCUGCUUACCGGGCUAACGGAACCGUGCUUCUGUCCCGUUAACUGCGAGCCAAGACAUUAAAUUAGAUGCCUCUAUGAUCCAGCUAACCUUACGACGAGGUACACGGUGUUCAGUUUACUCAAGAGGAGAACCAUGGCUGAACCCAACCCGCCCCGCCCCCAGAGGAAGAUGUCCACCUCUGGGGAGAGCGUGUACAAGGUCUUGGGCCUGGAGAAAGGAGCGUCAACAGAGGAAAUCAAGAAAGCAUACAGAAAACUAGCACUGAAGUACCAUCCAGACAAGAACCCGGACAAUCCGGAAGCAGCAGAGAAGUUUAAGGAGAUCAACAAUGCCAACUCCAUUUUAAACGACGAGACCAAGAGGAAGAUCUACGACGAGUAUGGCUCCAUGGGCCUUUACGUGUCCGAGCAGUUCGGAGAGGAAAGCGUCAAAUAUUACUUCCUCAUGUCCAAGUGGUGGUUUAAGAGCCUGGUGGUGUGCUGCACGGUCUUCACCUGCUGCUGCUGCUGCUGCUGCUGCUGUUUCUGCUGCGGGAAGUGCAAACCUCCCGACGACGACGAGCACUACCAGUACGUCGACCCCGAAGACCUGGAGGCCCAAAUCCGAGCCGACCAGGACGGAGGUGCCACAGUAAUCAUAAUCCAGCCCUCAUCUAGUCCAGAAACCCCAGAGGACCAGAGUAAGCCCAUCCCCCUGCCUAUGCCCAUGCCUCCACCUGAGCCACAGUCUCCGACCACAGCAGAAGGAGGCGGAAACCCCGGGGAUGACUUACCAGAGUCUAAAUGACUCGAAAGUGACCGUGUGAUUAAGGCUCAGCGAAAGCAAGCAGGAAGCCUUUCCGGGUUCUUCCACCAACCAGCUGCAUCCAACUGCUGAACCCAGAGAAAAACCAGUCCAACAUCACCAGCCGGUCCAGACCUCCCCCACCCCCCAUGCCCAUCCCAACCCUCCUGGAAUGCGAGGCGGGUUCCUGAUUGCUCCCGUCCGUCUCCGUGGAAUCAGCCAAGUUAUGGGAAUUCUCUAUAGACUCUUUGGGACGACACUCUUCUCCCUCCUGUUUUCUGACUAGUCCGUUUAAGGCUGCCAACUAAGGAUGCAUCAGGUGGACUUAACUGGGCGGGUAGAAGAUUAACGUUCACGUUUAAAGACGAGUAACCAGCUGCACAACGGAAACGACAGGAGACUUGAGGAGGUUGAGGAACGUCCAAGUUAAAUGUUGCAUCAACAUCUUCAGACCAUCACUCUGCUGGAUGAGCGCUAAAUGCCAAUCACAGGGUUUUCAUAACAGACUUCCUGACAUUUUUGGGGAAAACUUUGCCUCAAAGGAAAGUUUCCAUCAGGAGGCGGCCACACUUCAUGGUCUGAUGCUAAACGUCUGAGCCAAAGCAUGCGUUAUUUUCUGUACAGCAUGGAACCGCCUCUCCUCCCGAUCAGCGAAAAACUGCUCGAAUUACCCGGCUCACCCCCAAACCCAGUGUGAUGUGCAGUGAGUCGAUGCCAAAUCAUGGACCUCUGAUGGAACGUCGGAAGACUCUUUGUCGCAUUAUUGUUGCUCUUUUUGUGUUGAGUUCCGUUUGCUAACGUGAAGCACACGGCUAACCGGGUUCGGGCCAUUGUUCUAAUGCCACGGUUCUGAUUGUCAAACACGUGUCCGAGUCUGUUUUAACCCGAUUCAUCUUGUUUUUUUUUACCUCUUGCUCCACAAAAUGACUAAAGAGACUCUGAUUCACCUCACUUGAGAUGUAAUCAUUCCCUUUAUAAAUGCCUGCUCCUUAGGGUGAGUUUUACAUUUCUCUCUAAUUUACAAAGGAAGUAAAAAUGACUGGCCAGAAUUUUUAUUUAAAAUUUUAACAGUAAAACUUAAACUAAAACUUAAAAUUGGUCUCACAUCCAGAGAAAAGGAACUGGCGCGUAAGCUGAAGCGUAAAAAUCGCCCCCUGGUGGCUGGAUUUAGUAUACGUUUUAAGCCCUGCCCCUUCUUGUGACUCAUGGGACAUUUUCCUGUUCAAAAAUAAAAAUACACCUGAGAUAAUUAUUUUGUCCAGGUGUCGAUGUUAUAAAGAGGAUUUAUUAUAAAAUAAUUGUAUUGAGGUGUUCAUUUUUAUUACCCCCCCCCCCCCCCACACACACACACACACACACACACACACACACACACACUGGUUUUAAAUGAGGUGAGACAAAACCUUGAAGGUUCAUCUUCCCACAAGCUGAGUUUAUUUUUGUGCAGGUUAUUUAAUUUCGCUGGUUAAUAUUUUAUAACUUUGGGUUUUAUUCUAAACUCUAAGACUUUGGUGCUUUUUUAUUAUUUUUUUGUCACAUUUAGUUUCCUAACAAGACGUCUAAUUUAGUUUCAUUUUAAAAGCAAUUUAUCAAAUAAAUCUCAGUUAUUGUUACGAAUUAACGUAAAUCAAAGCUGCUUGUUGGGUUUUUCUCGCCUUUUAGGUUCUGUAUCAGCCAUCUUUCACUUAUGAGCUCAUUUAACAUCCAUUAAAAGGGAUUCUGACAGUUUUGCUCUUUUAAUGCUAACAUUUUCAUGUAGAAAUCUGUACGUUCAUGGGUUUAAUUCAGAUGUUUUGGAUCAGUUGAAACCAACAAAAGCCUGUUCCUGAUAACAAACAUACUUUCUCUGUCUUCUCAGAUUAGAUUAAUCUGUAGUAAUCUCUCUGUGCAGCGUUUCCACGUGAGCGCCACCAAACAUACCGAUUCACAUCCAAGUUUUAAUUUUGAGGACCGAACACGUCUCAUGAGCCAGGUCAGAGAAAAACAUCAGCAUCUCUUUAGUUGAUCAGAUUUUGAUCCAGCGAGCUGGAAUUCACCUCAGAUCAGUUUUUAUCAUCAGGGGACAAAAUUAAAAUGAUUUUGUAGGUAAUCAGAACUUUGUUCCAAUUACGGUACUUCCUAACCCACUGCAGGAUGUCCUCAUGAACAGCCUCUGUUCAGAAAAAUGGAGUCUGCAUCCUUCAGGACAAGCUAACGGUGUGUCAAAGUGUGUUCCUGUUGUCUAGAAACUGUUUCAAUCUCCAGAGUAUCUUAGCUUUUCACAUGUUAUCUUAUAAACUUAUUCCAACAGAAUUAUGGUUGUUUACUAGCAUCGAUGAUGCGUGCAGCAGCUAAAUGAAGCGCUAACGCUGCAUCAAGUGUCCAGUUUGGCUGGAAUUUCUUGUUUCUGCCAAAAUGCCUGAAAGUAGUUUUCUGAUUACAUUAACCUAGCAGUUAGCUUAGCAUUCCUGAAUGCAGACACUUCAUUUCUCCAAACAGAGGCUGUUUAAGAAACUGUCUAUUACAGGUAAGAUAAUUUUUAUCAUUCUACACUAAAACAAAAUGGCCAAAAGUCUUGAUGUGAUGUAGUAGAUAAACAAAUUAAUUUAUUUUAUUAAACUAUAAAACUGACAAAAUGAAGUCCAUGAAUAAAGUGAUUUAAAUAUGUUCCAUGGUUUAUUUUAUUAUUUAUGUUGAAAAUAAAAUGCCCUGCUUGACGAGAAGUGGUGGUUUUUGUUCAGUCAGGACAUGUCUGAUGUUAGCAUGCUAGCAUGAACCUCGUUCUUCCAUUAAACCUCAUGUGUGCGGAUUGGUUGGACAAUCUGACUAAUCUAAUCCAUUUUUUUUUUCAAAAGAUGAAAAGUGAAAUAAUUGUGUGUUAUACUUGACAGAAACGCCUGACCAGCGUACAGAACAACUGUUUCUGGGGAUUCUUGGCUUGUGGAUGGCGUGUAAACGACUAAAUAAAAUGAGGGGGAUUUCAUAAUA